Messenger RNA from Klebsormidium nitens, 1614 nucleotides. The record is from the annotation of a GenBank genome assembly. Lineage: Eukaryota; Viridiplantae; Streptophyta; Klebsormidiophyceae; Klebsormidiales; Klebsormidiaceae.
AUGUCACGAUGCCUCAGGCUGCCGGAAACCAAGUGGAUUGGCGAAGGUGUCCGCGAUGCUCCAAGCAUUGUAAAGGUGCUAAGGGGCUUGGGGCGCACAAAAGGUCGUGCGAUAGGAAGGAGGCGUUGCGGGUCCAACAAUUCCAAGGGCAUGGAGUUAAUGGAGCCCGCCAUCGACGCCCGCCUCAUGCCAUUCCCACUCUUGCGGAUUGGGAAUGGGCCGCGACCGAGGUUGACCUUGAGGAGGAGCUUCUUCCCGGCUUUGGGACGCGCCAGUAAAUCGGGCGUUCUCACGUGUACAUUCACCACAAUGGCGGAGCACCCCGACACCAUCACCAUCACAUGGCAGCCACCCCCGGACGAGCUCUUUGACGCUCAGAUAGACGUGGCAGCCACUCUCGCAACCAACUCUGCCCUGCUUCGGAAUGCUCCCCUCGCUCGACAUUUCACGCGACGUUGGCUGCAGUACGCCGGUACGCGCAUGAGGGCUGGCAACCGCAUAGCCAUCGGACACGUCGCCCGUUUCAUUGAGGCGGAGCUCGACGAUGUAGACGUGCUGGACGGCGAGGGAGUCGAGCCCUUUCCGGAUGUCCAGCUCCCUUCCUACGCCGACGAUACUCACAUCGUCGGCGCGCCGGCGCGAGCCGCGGAGGCUUUUGCGCAUCUGCAGGGCGGCCUAGCCACGCUCAGCCUACGGUUCCGGCGCCCCGCCCACGGCAUCGUAGCUCUUGGCGUCCCCAUCGGUUCGGUCGCCCACAUCCACGAGGUUGUGGGGGCUAAGCUACAGUUCUUCAGUGAGCAGCUGACCACCCUUCCUAUGCUCCGAGAUCUGCAGAUAGCUUAUGCCCUCCUCGUCCGAGUGUUUGUACUGCGCCCCUCUUACUUGAUGAGGACGGUAGCCCCCUCCCCGGAGUUUCUUGAGCAGCUUCGGGGUUAUGACCGUCUACUGCUUGGGUGCUUUGAGAGCCUCUUGGGUCCAGACGCGUUUGCGGGGGAGGCAGGAGAGCUGGCGCGCCGGCAGGUGACGUUGCCCACGUCCUUUGGCGGUUUGGGCGUCCGCAGUACCGCGGCGACCGCUCCCGCGGCGUUCCUUGGUGCGUGGGCGCUGGUUGGGAGCUUGAUCGCGGGGCGUUUCGUCCGAUCCGGUGAGCAGUUUCUUUCGGAGGCUGUCUCGGAUGGGGUUGAGACUGGAGGCUUGCCGUUUCAGUUGGCGCUGCGCGCGGCUCCAGAUAGUCUUCCAGGGGAGGCAGCGGGACAGGCGCUUGGCGCUUUAGCCAGAUUCGGUCGGGAGGCGGAGAGAGGCGAGCAGGAGAGGCUGACUGCAGCCAUCGAGCUGGGAGCGGUGCAGGGGCUCCGAGACCAGACGGGGGACCCCGCUCAGCGAGCGCGGCUGGUGAGCAAGACCGGGCCGGGGGCGGCAGCCUGGCUGUCGACGGCCCCGCUGUUUCAGGCACUGACGAUUGAGGAUGAGUGCUUCCGGACGGCUUUGCGGAGUUGGCUUGGUUUGUGGCACCUGAUGGUAGUGGGCAUUGCGUUGUGCGAGUGCGGGCAAUCCCUUCAGGGUCCUUUGGGGGGACAGCACCUGAGGAGGAUGAGAUCAGCACUUCGUAUUUGA